Zychaea mexicana is the source of this 1005-nucleotide messenger RNA. RefSeq lists its product as uncharacterized. The coding region runs from base 22 to 654 and encodes 210 amino acids. The record is from RefSeq and is a predicted model, not a curated record. Gene Ontology annotation, biological process: glutathione metabolic process. Gene Ontology annotation, molecular function: glutathione transferase activity. The transcript has 4 exons. Lineage: Eukaryota; Fungi; Mucoromycota; Mucoromycetes; Mucorales; Lichtheimiaceae.
CUGCAAAAGCACAAAACAACGAUGGUUGAUCUUUCUCACGUCAAGCUUCAUUACUUUGAUUUUGGCAAUGUACCAACGGAUUGUGGACGCGGCGAGAACAUCAAGUUACUGCUCGAAGACGCUGGUAUUUCACACGAAUAUAUAUUGCACAAGUGGCAAGACUGGCCAAAGGUGCGCGACGAAUGGAUCGCGUCCGGAUACACAGCAGGCUCUUUACCUGUGAUUGAGACAGCCGAUGGAAAGCGAUAUAGCUGUACUACACCAAUCGCGCGUCUGCUGUCUAGGCAGUUGGGCAAAUACUAUGGCAAAAAUAUUGAUGACGAGCAUCUAGUGGACUCUGUUGCUGAUCUUGCCCAGGAUUGGUAUUAUAGAUUUGCAUUCGAUUCGUGGCUUCGACCUGACAAUCGAGAAAAGCACCUCCAAGAGGAUGUUCCCUUUCAUUUGCAGAGACUCGAGCGGUAUUAUGAACUUCGAGAUGGCCCUUAUGUUCUUGGCUCCGAGAUCUCCUUUGCCGACUUCCAGACCUAUCAUAUGAUUACUGACGAAAAGCUCAAGCCAAAAGAUCUUCCGCCUCGUCUGGCAGCAUUGGUCAGAACCAUUGAGGAAAGGCCUAAUAUUGCAAAGUACAUGAAGAAAUGGAGCAAAAGCCAAUAAAGAACACAUUUUCUGCUUUUAUCGUAGCGUGCCCGCUUGUGUAACGACGAAGGGCUGUUUCAUUAACUUGGCUACACAUGAUGGAAUAUCUAGUUACUUUUCAUUAAAGCAACAUGAGUAUGAUUGGUACGAGCAUAUAAUAAAAAGAGAUAUGUGUACACUGAAGAAAAGGAAAAGGGAGGAAUAGUGAAGCUAUUGUGAAAAGGUACUUGAGCCAGAUAACAAGUAGUACUGCUCUCGUCCCUCCUUGUAAAAAACUUGAUUAGCAUAAUUCUGUCAAAGCAAUGAAUUCCAGAAACGGUUUGUUCUUACGCUUGGUGAAGCUUGGCAUGGAAGUGUGAAAGGGUGAGG